AUGCGUUUCUCCGUCCUUACCGCUCUCGCCCUCGUUGGCGCUGCCCUUGCCACCCCUCAGGCUGCUAAGAUCCCCUCCGGCCAGCCCUGCAAGCAAGAUGGAAGCAUGGGAGUCUGCGACAGCGGUCUUUGCGUGCAAACCCCCAGCCAGGCCCAGGGCGUGUGCAAGUGA
Aspergillus pseudonomiae is the source of this 171-nucleotide messenger RNA. RefSeq lists its product as uncharacterized. Bases 1 to 171 code for a protein of 56 amino acids. The transcript has 3 exons. Lineage: Eukaryota; Fungi; Ascomycota; Eurotiomycetes; Eurotiales; Aspergillaceae. The record is from RefSeq and is a predicted model, not a curated record.